AUGCGGAAGAUCCUGCGGUACCUCAACGCCAGCGACUACAUCGCCGGCACCUUGGCGAUCUCCGCCAUGGGCGUCUGCCGCGACUUCGCGGCCCAGCUGGCGCAGAGCCUUUGCGACUGGCUGGUGCGGCGCUUGUGGGUUACCGUGAGGCUCCAUGAGAAGGACGCGGACCUGCUCUUGGCGUGGCUCAGGGAGCGCCCGGAGAUCCACGGCACCUCGGAGCUGUGGCUCUACGCCAAGCGGGGCGAGGGCAAGAGCACCCGUUAUGAGUACGAGCCGGAGAUCUGCUAUACCACUCGCGUGAGGUGUCAGGGCAAAGCCGGAGGCCAGUGGCUCUGGGUCACCCGGGAAGCCCGCGAGAACGGGGAGGCCAAGGCCAAGGUCAGCUUCCUAGGCCACGACAAGGGUCUCCUCGAAGGCAUCUUGCAAGAAGGCAAGGAAAUUCAGAGGCGGAAGCGGGAGAAGUUCCUGACAGUCGUGCAGGUCUACGACUACGGCAAGGAUCAUGGCUUGAAUUGGCUGCAUCCGCAGGACAAGGACCGCAAGCAGCCGGGGCGCUCCAUCUGCUCCGUGGUCUUGCCGCUGGUUCCAGGGACCGACAAGGAUCAGGCUCAGGUUCUCCUGGACGAUGCUCGGGAGUUCCUGAACUCUGAGUCCUGGUAUACGGAGCGAGGCUAUCUCCUGUAUGGCAUCCCCGGCGGCGGCAACUCGGCUUAA
Messenger RNA from Effrenium voratum, 717 nucleotides. NCBI's taxonomy places the organism in Eukaryota, Dinophyceae, Suessiales, Symbiodiniaceae. The record is from the annotation of a GenBank genome assembly.